AUGGUGAUGCAGCUCGAAUCGGCAGGAGUGGUGCCAGGGGGGAACGACAAGCUGGAUAUCGACGAGAUUGACACAUGGAAGACGGCCUUUGCACGAGCGAGACUGGAGGCUUGCACCCUUCUCCUGCCUGAGUGGCGGGGCACUCUGGAGCUGCCGUCGCACCAGUCGAUUCUGCGCGGCUUCCACGCGACACCUUGUGCGGACUUCCAGAAGGGCUACUGUGCGCUUCACCGCGUGCGUGGGAAAACAUCCUUGUGUUUCUGCUUCCAUUUCGACUCCCAGCGUCGCCGUGCUCCCAUCGACGAAGCUGGUCGGCUGAGGUACUGGGACGUCGCCUGCCACAGUCUGACCACGGGAACACCCUGCGUCGAUGGCGAGGAUUGC
Molecule: messenger RNA, 384 nt
Organism: Symbiodinium necroappetens
Lineage: Eukaryota; Dinophyceae; Suessiales; Symbiodiniaceae
Source: the annotation of a GenBank genome assembly